This is a messenger RNA of Daphnia pulicaria, 686 nucleotides long. RefSeq lists its product as uncharacterized. NCBI's taxonomy places the organism in Eukaryota, Metazoa, Arthropoda, Branchiopoda, Diplostraca, Daphniidae. Bases 8 to 664 code for a protein of 218 amino acids. The record is from RefSeq and is a predicted model, not a curated record. The transcript is spliced from 2 exons.
GGUAGAGAUGGACAGGCAAUUUGCUCGAAUUACGCAAAAGGCAAUAGAGAUUAGCAGAACAGUUCGCCUGGGAGAUGCGGAGAACAUUCCUGACCAGCAAACCAUGGUAGAAGCCUGUCCUGUGUCAAUGUCAUCCACAGGUCACCUUUUAGAUUCAUCUCCUUUCAAGGAGACCGAAGUUGAUGACUCUGAUGAUUCAGACGGUUCUGAAAUCUUUAUUGAACAACAAGUCGAAUCGACUGUCAACAAGGAACCUUUAAUCAAUUCUCAAGAUGAGCUCCUCCUUUAUAUUCAUGAUGCAAUUCCGAUCGAACCUCCCGGCGAGUCCUGUUUUGUUUCACAACUUUCUGAUGAAGAGAGCCAAGAAGAAGAAGACUUUAGUAAGAGUCCAAUUAUUACCAAUGAAAUCGACCGAAUUUCAGUUGCAGAUAUCGAAGAUGAUAAUUCGUCUCUUGAUGGAUCGAUCGAGCCUCUUCUUCCAUUGGUUUUAUCUUCACAUUUGGCGACUAAUGCAGAACUUAUGGAAGCUAUUGAAGCAGAUGAAAGCUUCAUAAUUCAUGAAUGCUAUUACCAAUUUUUGGGCUACAUUUCCAAGUAUCAUUUUAUACUCAGAUUUUAUUUUUUUCAUUUUUCAUCAGAUUUUUUUUCAUUCAUCUACAUUUGAAGACCUUUAAUUUAUGUUUAGU